Harmonia axyridis is the source of this 499-nucleotide messenger RNA. Its product is annotated as cytochrome c oxidase subunit 6A1, mitochondrial-like. Gene Ontology annotation, cellular component: mitochondrial inner membrane. Bases 49 to 435 code for a protein of 128 amino acids. Gene Ontology annotation, biological process: mitochondrial electron transport, cytochrome c to oxygen. Lineage: Eukaryota; Metazoa; Arthropoda; Insecta; Coleoptera; Coccinellidae. Gene Ontology annotation, molecular function: enzyme regulator activity. The record is from RefSeq and is a predicted model, not a curated record. The transcript is spliced from 2 exons.
AGAAAAUCACAUAAUUGUCACUGUCAUUACUGAAAUUUUCCAACAGAAAUGAGUAUCUUCAAAAUAUUACCAAUCUUAUCGCGUUUAAAUUCUAGUACGCCAAAGCUUGCGUACAUAAAACGCAAGCUACAUUUCUCUCAGUCCAAAUAUAGGCAAACAAGUCAAGAUUGUUGCGUCUACCCCCCUCAACCACCAUCCGGUGGUUACAAGGCCUACAAAUUCCUGUUCUGGAUAGCAGCCAUGCCGGCCAUCAUAGGUAUGUCCCUAUAUAACUACAGGGAGUAUGAACACAAGAAAAAAUGCUACCAACGACCACCUUUUGUUAAAUACAGCUAUCUCUACAAACGUGACAAGAACUUUCCUUGGGGGGACGGAAACCAUACGUUUUUUCAUAAUAAAGAGAAGAACGCUCUUCCCGAAGGGUACGAAGAUUGAUUUCGGCUGUUGUUGCUAAAAUUUUUACAAGAAACAAUACUUUUUCAAUAAACUAGUCCUGCCA